This is a messenger RNA of Aphanomyces astaci, 1009 nucleotides long. RefSeq lists its product as hypothetical. The transcript has a single exon. Bases 115 to 948 code for a protein of 277 amino acids. The record is from RefSeq and is a predicted model, not a curated record. Lineage: Eukaryota; Oomycota; Saprolegniomycetes; Saprolegniales; Verrucalvaceae.
AUAACAUUAAUAAUUGCCAUGGCAAACGCAUGAGUGCACGGUCGACAUGUACACUCAAGCGCUGCCAAGGUAGGUACAGACAGUGUUGCAAGUACAUACAUAAUACCUGUAUGUAUGACUAAAGAUGGUUGGUCUCUCUCACUUGGGCCAGGCAAUCGAGGUUGCAUUUGCCCCAAGGGAAAGAACUUGCCCAGUGGGACAUUCAGCGGAGCGAAACCGGCAACGUCAUCGACCAAGCUGCCACAGAUUAGUGCUGCGAAGACUAGGAAAGCGCAUGUCAAGCCAGCUACAAAUCCGUCCAAGAAGCAGUCGUGUCAGCCUCGCAGUGUACAUAACGACAACGAGCAACUCAGGACAACACCUCCUCCCCCCGAAUCAGGUGUGUCGUUAGCCGAGCCCCGCUCACCGCCACUCGCUGCACUGGAGCCACCCGUGACCGAGACCUCCAAACAGCAAGAUGGCAAGGUACUUGUUCGCUACAACCACUACACCAAAGAGUUUGCCAUAUCCGGAGGCAGCACCACCGCGCAAGCCAUUGACGGCCAGUACUUUCUCUCUGGGGUGUUCCCCAACAGCACUUUGCACUUGAGUCGAUUCAGUCCGUCCGACUUUUCCUUUGAAGCCCAAGGGUUAACCGAUCGGCCCAUGGUUCACGAAGCGCCCUUGGGAGUGUACCAAGACCUGGAGGUCGGGGCCACGUACUGGAUCCACAUUGAAGAAGACGCGGCCGAGCGUGCAGCGUAUGAGAAGCGGCAGGCCGAGUUUUCUGCGGGGAAGGCGAAGGAUCGGGUGGAGAAAGAGGAGCGGCAACGGAUGACUCUCGUGCGGGAAAAGGUCGAGUCCUGUUCGUGUGUUGAAGGCAAUCCGUGUGUGGACAAGUACUGCUGCAAAGACUGGGACCAUCGGCACGCCGUCGCUACGAAACAUGGAUGGAAAGGGUUUCAGUAACAAGAACGUGUUGGUUCCAAAUAGCAUGUCAGUGUCUUAGCUACUCAGAGUAUUUCAAACU